This is a messenger RNA of Symbiodinium pilosum, 1029 nucleotides long. Lineage: Eukaryota; Dinophyceae; Suessiales; Symbiodiniaceae. The record is from the annotation of a GenBank genome assembly.
AUGGCACGCUUAUGGCCUUUCCUCGUCCUUCUCCAGCACGUAGCUGGGCAUGCUGUCUCGGAAGCCGGCUGUUUAUUGCAGUUGAAGACGCGUUUCACAGGAAAGGCUGUUGACAUCGUGCACAUUUUGUCUAUGGGCCGCGAGGCGUCUUGCUUUGUUCGGGACUUAGUUUCUGUAAACGGGUCUCAUCCGACAAUCCAUGAGCCGUUGGGUGGGCUCGUGGAAGGUCACAGCAUAAUCUCGAUGUCAGCACAUCGUUCAGAUUCAGCUCUGCAGUGCCUCUACGAUUGUCAUAAUUGCACAGUCGGUGCUGUCAACAGUGGUUCAUAUUCAAAUUUGCAGGACUACUGUAAAGAAGUGGACGGUACAUCCAGCAGCAGGCCUUACCUGGUUAUCAAGACCACCCGCGUCGUGGAUCAUGGGGCCUUGGUAAGAGCCGUUCCGCCCAACUACUUGGCCUCAGCAAGAUUUGUUGUGCUGUUGCGCGACCCACGUGGAGUGUGGUCUUCCACCAAGCCUUUCGUUGGCUGGGCCAUUCAUUCCAUUCCCUUGAUUUGUGAGCUCUUGGCGCUACAAGCUCUGACUCUGCCAGAACUGGCCUCCGCUGUUGGCCCACGCUUGUUGAUUGGGAUUUAUGAGCGCUGGACACUCAACACAGCUCAAUUUGCCGGCCAAAUCGCACGACUCCUUGAUGCAGACUUGCAACAGUUCCUGCCGGUAGGAAAAGAUGGACAGCGAGCAAAAGACGAGCUGCUUCCGCCAUCGUGGGUAACUUCCCUCACAACUGCUGAGCUGAGCCAGAUCGAAAACGAUGCUAACUGCAGGGCCUACAUGGAAAGAGUUGGCUACCCUGCAGGGUCUUCGAACACUUCCCAGAUCAAGAGUCAUUCAGGUCUCAUCAGUGCUCUGACGCCAAAGGAGGAGGACGUUCUACACCAGCUCCGUGCGAAGCAAUCUGCCCUCCAAAUCUCCGCUAACGAUUUGCCAGAACAGAUGAAAUUGGUAUUCACACCUGCGAAAUUGCGCUGA